UCAUAAUUGCCCCUUCAUGAUUUGCUACCACCGCUUUGUCUGUGACUGCAUCGGCGUGGAAGAUUAAAAGGUAAACUCUUCCAUGAUUGGCCCUUCUGGAGAUCCGUUAACAAUUCCUCCGUAGGUGUGUCGUCAUUCCCAGUAAGUGGUCAACUUAAUUACCAACCAAUCAGCAGUACCCACCUUCACUUAUUGCUCAUCUGCAUAAUUUCUGUGUGAAAGAGUACUACAACAAAUGUAGUAUAUAUUUUGCUUCCCGUCUCCAUAUCUUUAUCAAGACAUCUGACAUCUUCGAAAGAGUCAUCUGACGAGCCAGGGACUUCCCUAAGCCGGCCCGUACCAGUCACCAUGCCCUGUCACCGCCUGUCCAGUCGUGCCCUGCAGGAAUUUGUCAGCACCUUCCGACUGACCAGGGACUUGACAGUGGGACCCUCAACUGCCAAGUUUAUGCAAGAUAUCGAGACCUACACGUUGUACUGGGAGAAUAAGGACGCUCUUCUAAAACUCCUCCGUGACGACAAGCUGGUAGACUGGGACAAGAACUUCACCAUUGCAGCGUUUUCUGAGAAAGGACUGCCCGUCCUGAGCCAUGUGUGCCGUGAGAAGGGAAAGCCGGUGCCGCAGCAGGAUAAUCUGGUUCAGGUUCACACGGCCUUCCAUCCCAACGUCCUGCCCGUGCCUGCAACUGACAGGUCUCCCGAUAGCUCCGUGACUUUGGGACGACUUGGUCCGGAGCACGCAGAGCUUGUGAACCGUGCCUGGUCGUGGGGAGGACCGCCCGAGGUGCUGGAGUUCAUCCGGUACGUGCUGGCAACAUUCCCCUCCAAAUGCGCGUACAACAAGCAGGGGGAAACCCUGGCGUUCACCGUUCUCCAACCCUGGGGAGAGUACGGGAUGACUAGGGCAAUGGCGCCCGGUCGGUACGGCACUUUUGUCGUGAACAGUAUGAUCAACGAGGUUCUGAAGACAGGUGAUCUACCGUACUGCUUCGUAGAGCGAAACAAUGAAAAGGCGAGGAAAAUAGUGGAUGAAGAGUUGGACCCGAAAUGGGACCCUUCCGGAAGUUGCUUCUAUGUAAGUCUGUAAAAGACAAGCAGCUUAACUUUGGGUCUACAGGUCCUCUAGUUUGGGCAAUGUUUUUUUUAGAAAGAGGUUGGAAUAUAGCAAAACAAACAAUCAUGCACAAUCCAUUUUUUGGCACGGGGUGUGUGGU
Branchiostoma belcheri (Belcher's lancelet) is the source of this 1213-nucleotide messenger RNA. Its product is annotated as glycine N-acyltransferase-like. The record is from RefSeq and is a predicted model, not a curated record. The transcript is spliced from 5 exons. Gene Ontology annotation, molecular function: glycine N-acyltransferase activity. Lineage: Eukaryota; Metazoa; Chordata; Leptocardii; Amphioxiformes; Branchiostomatidae. Gene Ontology annotation, cellular component: mitochondrion. Bases 349 to 1086 code for a protein of 245 amino acids.